Messenger RNA from Arabidopsis arenosa, 2191 nucleotides. Lineage: Eukaryota; Viridiplantae; Streptophyta; Magnoliopsida; Brassicales; Brassicaceae. The record is from the annotation of a GenBank genome assembly.
AACUACUCAAUCACUAACUCUCUCCUUUCUCUUUUCAUAGUCAGUCAUUGUCUCUGAAUCAAUUGUUCUUUUCCUUUAAAGAAUGGAUUUAGAGUCUCUACAAACAAUUGCAUUUCUCAAUGCACAAAAUGACUUAAUAGACAUGAAUGAGGAAGAUGCAGAAGUGCAAGCACCGGAGCAAAGUGAAACACAAAUUCAGCCGACUCAAACUCAACAAGCUCCACGUAAGAGACGCAAAACUUCAAAUGUUUGGGAUGAUUUCAUUUCAGUAGGGUUAGAGAGUGAUGAAAAAGAAAGAGCUAAGUGCAUACAUUGUGGUACAAAGUUGGUGAUAGGUACUAGUAGUAGACCACAUGGAAAUUAUGGAACAAAUCACUUAAGUCGCCAUUUAGAGAAGUGUCCUAAGAUGCCUAAGAAGAUAGAUAGGCCGGUAUAUGAUCAGAAGAUCGAUCGUGAGAUGGUUAGUGAAGUAAUCAUCUAUCAUGAUUUACCUUUUCGAUACGUAGAAUAUGAGAAAGUCCGGGCGAGAGACAAAUAUUUAAAUCCGGAUUAUCAACCUAUUUGUAGGCAAACUGCUGCUGCUGAUGUUUUUGUGAGAUAUGAAGUAGAAAAAGAAAAGUUAAAAGAGCUUUUUGCAAAGCAUCGUGGUAGAGUUUCUUUUACUUCGGACUUGUGGUCAGCUAAGGCUAGUAUGACGAGUUAUAUUUGUGUAACUGCGCAUUUUAUCGAUGAAGGUUGGCAUUUACACAGUUAUAUUUUAGAUUUUUGUGAGUUGAAGUCUCCGCACACUGGUGAACAUAUUGCUAAUAGGAUUCUUGAUUGUUUAAAGGAAUGGGGACUAGAAAAAAAGGUACUUUCUAUGACUCUAGACAAUGCUACCAAUAAUAAUAAUAUGGUGAAAAUCCUCAAGGGUCAGCUUCAGAUGAUUAGUGGCAGUGGUUUGUUAUGUGAUGGGAAAUUUCUGCACAUUAGAUGUUGCGCUCAUAUUCUUAACAUCAUUGUCAAGAAAGGUUUAGAGUUAGCUAAGGAUGUUUUACACAACAUUCGGGAAAGUGUUCUAUAUGUGAAAGCAUCUCCACAGAGGAAAGAGGCAUUUGCAGCCUGUGUAGAGAGAGUGGGAAUAAGGAGUGGGGCAGGGUUAUCUCUUGAUGUUCCUACUAGAUGGAACUCUACAUAUGAAAUGCUCGCUAGAGCAUUGAAGUUUAGAAAAGCAUUUGAUAGCAUGAAGGCUUUUGACACCAAUUAUAAGUCUUUACCAUCAGAUGAUGAGUGGGAUCGUGGUGAAAAGAUUUGUGACUUGUUGAAGCCAUUUAGUGUAAUCACUACUUAUAUUUCAGGCUCUAAGUAUCCGACAUCGAAUGUAUACUUCACCCAAGUUUGGAGGAUUGAAUUACUAUUGAAGAAGUACGGCACUUGUGAUGAUGAGGAUAUAAAGCAAAUGGCUAUGGAAAUGCAAAUUAAGUUUGCUAAGUAUUGGAAGGAUUACAGUCUUAUUUUGGCUAUUGGAGCAGUUUUAGAUCCAAGACUUAAAGUAAAGAUGCUCGAAGUAGCUUAUCAGAAAGUAGAUCCCACUACUUCUGCGUUGAAGAUUAAAGAACUUGAGAAGAAUUUGGAAAUGAUUUUUAAAGCUUAUCAGACGAGUUCUCCAGGUGUUUCAGGGACAACAAAUCCACAUGACUUACUUAGUGAAUCUCCACUUGAGGAUGAUUUCGAUAAUGAUCUCUUUGAGUUGGAAAGAAGCAUUGAAGCUGGUGUGAACAACACAAAGAGUCACUUGGAUAUCUAUUUGGCUGAGCCAAGACUAGAGUGGAAAGCUUUUCCAAAUUUAGAUGUUUUGAGGUAUUGGAAAGACAACCAACAUCGCCUUGGGGAUUUAGCUUUAAUGGCACUUGAUAUUCUCAGUAUUCCAAUUACCACGGUAUCUUCGGAGUCAGCAUUUAGCAUUGGAAGUAGAGUCUUGACACCAUAUAGGAACCGUUUACUUCCACAAAACGUUCGGGCUUUGCUAUGUACACGUAAUUGGUUACGUGGUUUCGCAGAAUAUGAAGGUACAGUUGAAGAUAAUAACGACACUACGCUAUGAAAAUGCUCUUGAAGAUUUAUGGAUCACUCAUCAUUUGCUCUUAUUUUUUGUUUUGUUCAAUGUUAUUGAAAUCUAUGUUUUAGUGAAUUAUAAAUAUUUCAGAUUUAG